AUGUCGUCCCCUCCGACAUCGGAGCCUUUUCUGCCUCCCGGACCUCGUUCCCAUCGAACUUCAACUAGAAGUAAUUCAGAGAGCGAGGACUAUUUGGCUAACGUGAAACGAAAGGUCCUUCUUUCCGUUGAUGCUAAUGAAAGCAGCGACCGUGCUCUUGAAUGGUACAUAAACAAUUUUCACAAGGAAGAUGAUGGUCUUCUGCUUGUUCAUGUUGUUGAACCUGUUAACACUGGAAUAAACUACGGUCUCGCCACCAAACCAGCGCUACUUACUGAAGAUUUCAGUAGACAUGUCCAGGAAUUAGUUGAUGAAGGAAGAGAGUUGGGGAAGAGAUAUCUUCACAAAUGCAAACAUGCUGGAGUUCAAGCUAGAUUUAUUCUUCAUAUAGGAGCUAAACCAGGCGAGCACAUCUGUCGUUUGGCUAAGGAACAAAUGGUAGAUAUAAUCGUCAUCGGAAGUCGUGGUAUCGGUCGAAUUCGUAGGACUCUGCUAGGCAGUAUCAGUGAUUUUGUCCUCCAUCAUGCUGGAAUUCCUGUUGUGGUCGUGCCACCUCCACGAAAAGACUCGAAUUCUGUAUCCCAAUCCGAAGAUGCUCCGGAAAGUUCCAAACCAAGCCAACCUGUUGCGUGA
This is a messenger RNA of Rodentolepis nana, 633 nucleotides long. NCBI's taxonomy places the organism in Eukaryota, Metazoa, Platyhelminthes, Cestoda, Cyclophyllidea, Hymenolepididae. The record is from the annotation of a GenBank genome assembly.